AUGCGAGGUCCAGGUUGGAUGGCGUGGUGGGGCAACGCGACAGGACGCGUCCAGGCGUGGAAGUGCCCUCCGGGAACUGCAAUUGGCCCGUGCAGGGGCGGGUGCUGUGCCUCUGGGCAGCAGCCUGGGGCAACUCUGGCUGAGGUGCGUCAUGGGUGGCAGAUGGCAGGGACCAUUUCCCCCAACCGCAACCCACGCAAAGCGGACCCCGGCACCUCAGCUCAUCGAUGCGAGGGCAAGGCAUGA
Messenger RNA from Purpureocillium lilacinum, 246 nucleotides. Lineage: Eukaryota; Fungi; Ascomycota; Sordariomycetes; Hypocreales; Ophiocordycipitaceae. The record is from RefSeq and is a predicted model, not a curated record.